Meloidogyne enterolobii is the source of this 466-nucleotide messenger RNA. Lineage: Eukaryota; Metazoa; Nematoda; Chromadorea; Rhabditida; Meloidogynidae. The record is from the annotation of a GenBank genome assembly.
UUAUAUAAAUAAAUUUUUAAAUCAACCACACACAAAUUAUAUCAAAAAAGAAAACACAAAUCUUAGAAAAAAAAUUUUCUUUUUUCAAAUUUAUUCAACUUCACCACGUUUUCUUUCCUCUUCCUUCUUUUUUGAUGAUCGUUCCUUUCUUUUUCUUUCUCCUCUAUAGUCUUUUUCUUCAUUUUCUUUUCUAUUUUCCUUCUUUCUUCUCUUCUUUUUUCUUCUUUCCGAAUCAUCUUUCUUCUCUUUUUUUCGUCCUUUUUCCUUCUUUCUUCCCUUUUCUUUUCCAUCUUCAUGCUUCUUUUCUUUCUUUUUUGCCCCCUUUUCUUUCCUCUUCCUCCUCUUUUCAUCACUACUCUUACUUUCUGCUUCUUCCUUUUCUUUUUUUCUCUUCUUGCUUUUCUUCCUCUUUUUUCUUUUGCUGUCUUCAUCCCCAUUUUUUGUCUUCUCUUUUAUUAGCUCUUCU